AUUUCGCUGCAGACUUUGCGUAAACCGCUUGUUCCAGAGAACGGCGGCCUCGAAGCGAUCCCCGAAAUUCCUCCCACAGUGUCCGCCGUAAAAAACCCAACCCCCAAGAUCUCGUAUGAUGAGUCGACCCACGAGCGCCUCCAGCCCGGGGCUGACGGCGAUCCCAGCAGGCGAGCCUUCGCCUACCUAGUCCUCAGCGGCGGAAGGUUCGUCUACGCCUCCCUCAUCCGCCUCUUGGUCCUCAAGUCCCUGUUAUGCAUGUCUCCGAGCAGAGACGUGCUGGCCCUGUCGUCUUUGGAAGUAGAUCUUUCGGCAGUCGAGCCAGGGGCCGUCCUGAGCGUGAAGUGGCAGGGGAAGCCCGUCUUCUUGUGGCACCGAACGGAAGAGGACAUCCGGCUCGCGAACGCCGUCGACCUCUCCACCCUGCGCUAUCCGCAGCCGGACUUGGAGAGGGUGAUCAAACCGGAGUGGCUCGUCGUCGUCGGGGUGUGCACCCACCUCGGCUGCAUCCCGCUGCCGCAUGCAGGCGACUUUGGCGGGUGGUUCUGCCCGUGCCAUGGCUCCCACUAUGAUUCUUCCGGCAAAACGCGUAAAGGGCCGGCGCCGUACAACCUGGAGGUGCCCGCCUACCGCUUCUUGAACGAGAACAAAGGUGUUGAUCGGUUGAUUCCGAUUUCCAACAAGGUUACAGGGUCUUCUUCCAUGAAAAAUACAGCUGCACUCUGUUGUAGGCAGGGAGCCAGGAACUAGGAAGAAUGUCGUCGGAUGUAAUUAUAAGUACAAAUAAGGUUUCUUCGCUCA
Messenger RNA from Nymphaea colorata (pocket water lily), 801 nucleotides. RefSeq names its product cytochrome b-c1 complex subunit Rieske-4, mitochondrial-like. Gene Ontology annotation, cellular component: membrane. The transcript has a single exon. The annotation marks the transcript as partial. Gene Ontology annotation, molecular function: quinol-cytochrome-c reductase activity; 2 iron, 2 sulfur cluster binding. Lineage: Eukaryota; Viridiplantae; Streptophyta; Magnoliopsida; Nymphaeales; Nymphaeaceae. Gene Ontology annotation, biological process: mitochondrial electron transport, ubiquinol to cytochrome c. The record is from RefSeq and is a predicted model, not a curated record.